Messenger RNA from Triticum dicoccoides, 1223 nucleotides. RefSeq lists its product as uncharacterized. Lineage: Eukaryota; Viridiplantae; Streptophyta; Magnoliopsida; Poales; Poaceae. The transcript has a single exon. Bases 483 to 1043 code for a protein of 186 amino acids. The record is from RefSeq and is a predicted model, not a curated record.
CCAUCGAACAUUCCGACCCACCCACACCCAGCCAGCAGGGGAGCUCCGUCCCCACCACGCCGGACGCGCAUCGCAGAUCACCACCGCGCGCGCGGGCCGACCGACGACCCGACCCCAUCAUCCACACCCUCGCACGCGCCCCGCGGCGGGAGGAGACACCCACCUCCCUCCCGCUGACUUGCCUUCGCCGUCACCUUCCUCCGCACGCGUUUCCAAUCCAAGCUAGCUAGCCACCGCCGAGGCGACCCGCGGUAGCUAUAUAAAGCCGCGGCGUCGCCGGCAAGCCGCAAACCCAAACCAACCACCGCAAACAUCCAUCGCGUUCCCGGCCACUUCAACAACCUGCUUUGCUUCCGCGGCGCGAUCUUGUUUUAGCUCGGCCUCCAUCCCCGCUUGGCUCCUUGCGCAACAGCUUCUUCUGGUGUGGUGUGCGAGCGCGCGCGGUUCUUGGAGGAGCUUCUGUCGGCGGCGCGCGAGCGGGCAUGGGGAACUACCUGUCGUGCACGCUGGCCAAGACGCCGGGCGGGAAGGGCGCGCGGGUGAUCCUCCCCGACGGCGCGGUGCGGCGGGUGUCGCUGCCGGCCACGGCGGCGGAGCUGAUGAUGGACGCGCCGGGCCACUUCGUGGCCGAGACGCGCCACGCGCGCGUCGGCACCCGCCUCGAGGCGCUCCACGCCGACGAGGACCUCGAGAUGGGCGUCGUCUACGCCACCUUCCCCAUGAACCGCAUCGGCACGAAGCUGGCCGCAGCUGACAUGGCCCGCCUCGCCGCCGCGGCCACGCGGGAGGCCCGCCGCUCCGCCAAGGUGUCCUCCGUCGGGGUCGGGGCCGCGGCGGCGACGGCGGCUGCACCAGAGCCGGCCAUCACCUUCGUGCCGGCCGCGGAGGAGGCGCCGUCGCCGAGGGCGCGGCUGGACGAGAUGGUGGACGACGCGGUGGCCGCGGAGAUCGACGUGCUCAAGCACCGGCUCAGCAGCGCGCGCUCCAGGCGGCCCAACCUCGAGACCAUCCACGAGGAGAAUCACCUCCUGUGCAGACGCUGAAAUAUACUUACUAGCAGCUCAUUUUUCUUCUUCUUCUUUGUUCUCGAAUUUUUUGACAUCAAGUUCAACAGAAGUUGGAAAGGAUAUAUGUGGUGAAAACCAAGGAAUUGAUUGUACAGUCUGACUUUGUGGAAGAAUUCAAAACGUAUACAUAUGUGGAUCAGGUCAGCUUUGCCAUUU